Messenger RNA from Menidia menidia (Atlantic silverside), 7959 nucleotides. Lineage: Eukaryota; Metazoa; Chordata; Actinopteri; Atheriniformes; Atherinopsidae. The record is from the annotation of a GenBank genome assembly.
AUGUUCCCCAGAGGACACCUCAGUGGACAGCAUGAACUGCCCACCUCAGAGCUUCUCUCAUUCACGGCCAAGAGGCGGGAUCUGCAGAAGAAGAGGUCACAGAGCCCCGACACGGGCCAAAGCAUGUGUAAAAAGCUGCAGUGCUUAGAGGGGCCCGAGGAUAAUCCCUCACGUGACCCGUCUCCAGUUGACACCACCAGCAACAAAGCUGGCGUAGCUCCAUAUGGGGAAAGCAGAAGUUCCCAGCGCCAAGAAGACACAAUGCCCAGGGCGCGCGAUAGAUCUGGAAAUGAUGCCGAAGAGGGGAAGAUGGAGGACGAAGCAGCAGAGCAGGGCUCAGCUAACAUAGUGGAACACAUCCUAAAAGAGCUGAAAGGCAUCAACAAGAUACAAGAGGAGAUCUCUGACCUGCGGCAGUACCUGUCCUCCGUGCGAGGUUCAGUGGAUGAAGUAUCGUGUUGUGUCGACGCAGUGCUCAGUGAAAUCGGCGAUCUGUGCUCUGGAUCUUCAGCCGAGCCUCUCCCUAGCCCCCAAACGGCCCAUGUCAGGCGAGGAAGCCUGGGUAGACAGAACGCCAUCACAUCAAUUCAAGGUGGAGACUUCAGCCCACUGCUACAUCACAAAGAGUAUGGAAAAGGUUCAGAAUGUUUGGCACCUUACGCACUCCCCAAACACUGGCAUGGUGACAACACCACUCCCAGAUUAGUCUAUCAGACGGACAAGGUGAACUCGAACAAAUUGAUGCUAAGCUUUGCAAAACCCGACCGCUGCUAUCUGGAGCCUCAUCCUGGCCAGAACUACCACAGCACCAGCUCCCUAUCGUCAUGCCACAGCCCUGAAUUCCUUUCAGGUGAGACAGAAUGUGACAGGUGGCCCUCUGGCGACAUGCAGCACAGCAUAAGUGCCGAGGGAGGUUGGAGCGAGGAGGACAUCUCCUCUUGUGCGAACAGCGGAGAAGAACUGGAGAACUGCCUGGGCGUUUGGAACCGGUGCACCACGGAGGAGACGCAAAGCAGCACACAUUCCUCACGCACCAGCUCUGAGCACCUCUCACUGUUAUUUGGAAAGCAGUACAAUUCUCCCUCGAGUUCCUCCAGCAUGGUGGACUGGAGGCCUGUCCGAAAUCAGACCGAGGAAGAAAACUUGGAGUGUGACUGUGCUGCAAACUGCCCUUUCUCGCGUAGUUCUGGGUACCACACCAUGGAUGCCUGUGCCAAUGACAUCGGCUGUGGGCCCUCGCGGAGCCUGAGCUGCUCGACCGUGAUGCUAACCGACUGCGACGAAGGUUACCUGGAGCCACAUUCACCGUGCGAUGACUGUCCGUCCUCUGGGGACACACUUGACCUGGGAUCUGCAGAUAGUUUGGACAGGGAAUGGACAGAAAAUAGCAGAGAGGAUCCAGGGGAAUCUUUUUCACUAGAGUCGUCCGAAUUGGAUUCGGAGAGCAUACCCAAACCCCCCAAUGUGGGUUUUGAUGUAAUGACUUUUAGCAAGGCCGUGUUCACUUUUAGGAGUGCUUUGAAAGGGGCUUUGAGGAAGCUGGAAGGAUCCAACGAUGAUGAGACUGAGGUACCUUCAUCCCCAGCCAGACAGUCCGGUGAACCAAAGGAAAAGCAAGGCAGUGCUGUGGACACACAGGAGGAGGAUAGUCUGACAGACAAUCACAUUCAGUUUGACUCUCUAAAAGAGAGCAGUGAGACUUCGGUCUACGUGGAUUGUGUAGAGAGUCUGUCCUUCUCCCUACAAGCGUCACCCUAUAAGGCAACCCAGAGUGAAACUUGCUCAGCAGAGAUUUUAGAUAAAGGAGAAGAAAAUCCAACGGAUGGGGAAAUGUCCAGCUUUGACCUGACACCAAAGCACAGUCCCGCCAUGCAGAGUCCCCUACCCGGCACCGAUGAGGCCAGGUUGAGUCCAAUCAGUGAAAACCUCGUCCAUGACGAAACAAACCACAAAAGGCCAACCGACGCCAGCCACAGAGAACGCAUAGCUAAUUUCCAGCGCAUUCUGAAGGAGAAGCGGCGAACUCGUCACAGGCUCUCAAAAUCUGCUCACGGUUCCCAGGGAUCCCAUGGCUCUCAAGGGUCCCAGGGGUCCCAAUCACAAGAUGAAUUUACCCCAGAGUUUGGGAGAGAAGAUGAUCAGGUCCGAGAUGUGGAACCAAGUACUAGACAGGCCUGGGUCAAACCGGGCGGUGGAUCCGGUCUGUACGGGAUUGACAGCAUGCCUGACCUGCGUAAAAAGAAGCCCAUCCCCUUGGUCAGCGAUGUGUCACUUGUCCAAGCCAGGAAGGCAGGGAUCGCUUCUGCUAUGGCUGCGAGGUCCUCAUUCAAAGACGAAGAGCUGAAAACCCAUGUUUACAAGAAGACCCUGCAGGCUCUUAUCUACCCCAUAUCCUGCACGACACCGCAUAACUUUGAGGUGUGGACGGCCACCACGCCCACGUACUGCUACGAGUGCGAGGGGCUGCUGUGGGGAAUCGCGCGUCAGGGGAUGCGCUGCUCCGAGUGCGGGGUCAAGUGCCACGAGAAAUGUCAAGAGCUGCUGAAUGCCGACUGCCUGCAGCGGGCUGCGGAAAAAAGCUCCAAGCAUGGGGCCGAAGACCGGACUCAGAAUAUCAUCAUGGCCAUGAAGGACAGAAUGAAGAUCAGGGAGAGGAACAAACCGGAGAUCUUUGAGCUGAUCAGAGAAGUCUUUGUCAUCAGCAAGGCCCUUCACGCCCAGCAGAUGAAAGCUAUCAAACAGAGCGUGUUGGAUGGAACCUCAAAGUGGUCAGCCAAGAUCACCAUCACUGUUGUUUGCGCUCAAGGACUUCAGGCAAAAGACAAAACAGGAUCCAGUGAUCCGUAUGUCACAGUUCAAGUGGGCAAGACAAAGAAGAGAACCAAGACCAUUUAUGGCAACCUUAACCCUGUUUGGGAAGAAAAGUUCCACUUUGAGUGCCACAAUUCUUCAGACCGGAUCAAAGUGCGUGUGUGGGAUGAAGAUGAUGACAUCAAGUCCAGGGUGAAGCAGCGUCUGAAGAGGGAGUCUGAUGAUUUCCUGGGACAGAGUAUCAUUGAAGUUCGAACGCUGAGCGGAGAAAUGGACGUCUGGUACAACCUGGAAAAGAGGACGGACAAGUCAGCCGUGUCGGGCGCCAUUCGCCUCCAAAUCAAUGUGGAGAUCAAAGGAGAGGAGAAAGUAGCUGCAUAUCACGUGCAGUACACCUGUUUGCAUGAGAAUCUGUUCCACCAUUCAACUGACGUGCUGGGUCAAGGUGCGGUGAAAAUCCCCGAGGCCCGCGGAGACGAUUCAUGGAAGGUCUACUAUGACGAUGUCGCUCAGGAAAUAGUUGAUGAGUUUGCCAUGCGUUAUGGGAUUGAAUCAAUCUACCAGGCCAUGACACACUUUGCCUGCCUCUCAACGAAGUACAUGUGUCCUGGUGUUCCUGCGGUGAUGAGCAGCCUGCUGGCUAAUAUCAACGCCUUCUAUGCCCACACAACAGCAUCCACAAAUGUGUCCGCCUCCGACCGUUUUGCUGCUUCUAAUUUUGGGAAAGAACGCUUUGUCAAACUCCUGGACCAGUUACACAACUCCCUGCGCAUUGACCUGUCGACUUACAGGAACCACUUCCCUGCCAGCAACAAGGAUCGCCUGCAGGACUUAAAGUCCACUGUAGACCUUCUAACCAGCAUCACAUUUUUCAGGAUGAAGGUCCAGGAGUUACAGUCUCCACCCAGAGCUAGCCAGGUUGUAAGGGACUGUGUGAAAGCCUGUCUGAACUCCACCUAUGACUACAUCUUCAAUAAUUGCCAUGAGCUGUACAGCAGGCAGUACCAGCCUGCGGAUGCAAAUAAAGAGGAGCUACCUUUGGAAGAACAAGGCCCAAGUAUCAAGAACCUGGACUUCUGGCCUAAGCUCAUCAUGCUUAUUGUCUCCAUUAUUGAGGAGGACAGGAACUCCUACACGCCUGUGCUCAAUCAGUUCCCCCAAGAACUGAAUGUGGGAAAGGUGUCAGCUGAGGUCAUGUGGACACUGUUUGCUCAGGACAUGAAGUAUGCUAUGGAAGAACAUGAGAAGCACAGGCUGUGUAAGAGCACAGACUACAUGAACCUGCACUUCAAAGUCAAGUGGCUCUGCAAUGAAUACGUCAAGGAGCUGCCCAACUUUAAGGGCGUGGUUCCCGACUACCCAUCAUGGUUUGUGCAGUUCGUUCUGCAGUGGUUGGACGAGAACGAGGACGUGUCAAUGGAGUUUAUGCACGGAGCACUGGAGAGGGACAAAAAAGAUGGAUUCCAGCAGACGUCGGAGCACGCCCUGUUCUCCUGUUCUGUGGUGGACAUCUUCACCCAGCUCAAUCAGAGCUUUGAGAUCAUCAAGAAGCUGGAAUGUCCAGAUCCCAGUGUCAUGGCUCAGUACAGCCGCCGCUUCUCCAAGACAAUUGCCAAGGUUCUUCUGCAGUACAGUGCCAUUCUGACCAAGAGUUUUCCCUCUUACAUUGAUAAGGAGAAUAUUCCCUGCGUCCUCUUGAAUAAUGUGCAGCAGCUAAGAAUUCAGCUGGAGAAGAUGUUUGAGUCCAUGGGUGCCAAACAGAGUGAAAAGGCAACUGAAGAUAAAAAGAUGGACAUGGAAGCCAGCGACUUGCUGAACGACCUGCAGGUGAGACUGAACAACGUGCUGGACGACCUCAGCGGCACUUUCGGAAACAGUUUCCGGAGCCGCAUCAACGACUGCAUGCGGCAGAUGGCGUCCCUGCUGUACCAGAUCAAAGGCCCGCUCAACGAAAACACCAAAACCCAGGUGGAGGCCGACUCGGACAACAUGCUGCGGCCGCUAAUGGAUUUCCUGGACGGAAAACUGACUCUGUUUGCCACCGUCUGUGAGAAGACCGUGUUGAAGCGUGUGCUCAAAGAGCUGUGGAGGAUCGUAAUGAGCAGCUUGGAGAAGACCAUUGUCCUGCCGCAGGGCAAUGACACCUUCGGAGCCCAGAUCCUGUCAGCAGCUAAAGAACUUGGACAGCUCUCUAAACUGAAGGAUCACAUGGCAGGGGAGGCUAAAAGCCUGUCUCCCAGGCAGUGUGCAGUCAUGGAUGUGGCAUUGGACACGAUCAAGCAAUACUUCCAUGCAGGAGGCAACGGGCUGAAGAAGGCCUUCCUGGAGAAAAGCGCUGAGCUGUCCUCACUGCGCCAUGCUCUGUCCCUCUACACCCAAACCACAGACACACUCAUCAAGACCUUUGUGACCACGCAGCACGCCCAAGUGCACAAUGGAAAGGGUAUUAGGUUAACUCCCAAUGAAAAAGUACAGCCCAGCAGGGACUCCGGAGUGGACAAGCCCAUCGGGGAAGUGUCCCUCCAGAUCGAGCUGUACACCCAUCCAAAGAGCGGGGAGCGGAAGGUCACCGUUAAAGUCAUAGCGGCCAGCGACCUGAAGUGGCAGACAUCGGGGAUGUUCAGGCCCUUCGUGGAGGUCACCAUGAUCGGGCCUCACCUCAGCGACAAGAAGCGCAAAUUUCAGACCAAAUCCAAGAACAACAGCUGGUCCCCCAAGUUCAACGAAACGUUCCAUUUCGUUCUGGGCAACCGGGACGGCUUCGAGUGCUACGAGGUGCAGUCCUGCGUGAAGGACUACUGCUUCGGCCGGGCCGACCGCGUGGUGGGCCUGGCCGUGGUGCAGCUGCGGGACGUGGUGGAAAAGGGCAACUGCGCCUGCUGGUGCCCGCUGGGCCAGCGCAUCCACAUGGACGACACGGGCCUCACCGCCAUGCGCAUCCUCUCCCAGCGCUCCAACGACGACGUGGCCAAGGAGUUCGUCAGGCUCAAGUCGGAGUCCCGCUCUGCGGAGGAGGGGAGAUGAGGAUAGUUUAUUGUUUUAAUUCCCGAACAAGAGAAAUCGACGUACAUGCGAGGCUCAUGUCAUAAAGCAGGGACAUUUCUGUAGCUUUUUUUUUUUUUAAAUCUUUUAUUAUUUUUAGACCUCUGACGUGUCUUAGCCACUGCCGAGUCCUCGUGGCAAGCUCACAAAACCCCACUGUUAAACUGUUCAAUUGUCCAACACUCGCAGUUUUCCGUGUUCCUCAAUUCCCCCGACCGCCGUCCAGCGCAUAGCUCCGGUUCGGCCCACACCGGGCUCUGACCACAGCACCUUCUCCAUCCGUCAGAAAAAGGAACAGUCUGUCCGCUUUAGGGCCUUCCGAUGGGGGGGAAGGAUCCCAGCUUUUGCCACUUCCUGCCAGAGGGCCUGAUACGUCCCCAACACCUUCCCAAGUGUUCUUGUGCAAUACCCCCAAACCCCCCCCCAUCCAAGUGUGGCCAAGUGUUUCGAAGCCUUAAACUCUGUAAACUGUGAAUGUGUGAAGCCCGUUAGUGUUUUUCAGCCCCUUUACGGUCUCUCCAGGGAAGGACGAGGAAGACGGCCCGGCUCGGACGCUUACUGGGACGUUUUACUGGUUUUAAGAAGGCGAUUACGGACAGCUAAUGUUUACUUGAGAUGGUACCGUAAAUAGUGACCCUAAGGCCCGCCCCACCUCUGGAAAAAAGAAUGAAUGAUUAAAUGCGUGCCUUUUCUGUCAGGCUUAGAUUUUGUGUCUCCAGCAGAGACAGCCGGUGUUCAGUCUCGGAAUACAACGACAAGUUUGACCCAGAACCUCAUGAAAAACCUAUUCUCCGUGUGCCCGAUUGGCCGUUUUCUAUUUAUUAACUCAACCAACAACUCUUGGCCCACGAGGCCCAGCGUGUCCUUGAUGCUAUAGCCAAUUUAUUUAUUUGAUUUUUACAAAUAUUUAUUCUCGUCCGUGCUCUUGAAAGCUCGGGAUUAAAAUAUGUUGUUUAUUGCCGGGUGUAAGUGUGUUUCCAUGGACGGAUUGUGUGAGAAUUUGACAGUCUGAAUGAUCUGCUGCUAUGUUACAAGGCAGUUUGGCAGAAUACCGCCCCUGAAAAAUAUCAGGAGACUAAGCAAAUCCUCCAGAUGCACGUCCUGUCGAACGUUUCCACGUCUCUACAUUCAGGGAACAGGUCUGUAGUCCAACGCCAGGAUGGGACCUUUUAGACACAAGCAUCCGGGCUGAUGACGGGAAACUAAUUUAGUUCAAAUAUUUCUUUUUUCCUCCUCUAUCCCUUACUUUUGGAAUGAGUGGCCUUAUUUAGGUGUAGAAAAAUAGCUAAUUUUGACCUUUUUAUCGUUGUGUUGGAUCUUCACUUUUUGUUUUAGCUCCCUAAAAACACAGCUCACCACACGGCUUUGUGCCCGAUGAUGUCAGGAUUGCUCCGAAUGGCUCUCCUUAACGUUUUGUACUCGUCAUUUUUCAGUGAUGUGCGCCAUGUUAACCUUUCACCACCGUCUGUUAUGUUUAGUGCUCAGUUCCUCCACUCGGUUUGGCGUAAUGUUUUCAAUGUGAGCUGAAGGAAGCAACGUGAUGGAGAAAUGUGAUGGCAUGAAUAGCUUUUUGUGCUUUUUUUCAUUUAGUUUUUUUUAACUGAUCUCCCUGUAACCACAGAAUCACACUAAUCUUUCUUACAGUUAGUAAAACCCUGUGAAUAAUUAGUGUUUUAAAGCCAUCCUGUACAUGUAAGAUGCAGGUUCUUUGUGCCAAGACGGAAGUGUUGAUUUUUUUAAAAAACCUUUUUUUUUAAAAAGUGUAUGUAUUCUUUUAUGUUUUAAACUUUUAAACGGUUAGUUCACUGCAAUAUUUAACAAGUACACUACACCGGUCACCAGUAACUGCAUUUUGUGGUGUUUUCUUUGUACUCUCACUGUUCUGAAUGUUGGUGUCACAAUGUAAACAUUCCAGUUAAUGAAUUUUGUAUAAAGUGUUUGAGAACUAUCUAUCACCUGCUCUUUUUUAUUUAUUUGAAAUGACUCUUAAAUUCUGUCACCCACUCAAGUUCACAUCCAGGAUUAAACUCCAGGCUUGAGCCUGUUUAUAAAUUAUGAUUGCAGAUGCUUUUUGGACUUUAUCGCUCCCUUUGGAACGGCUGUAUA